Molecule: messenger RNA, 945 nt
Organism: Salvia hispanica
Lineage: Eukaryota; Viridiplantae; Streptophyta; Magnoliopsida; Lamiales; Lamiaceae
Product: basic leucine zipper 9
Biological process (GO): regulation of DNA-templated transcription
Molecular function (GO): DNA-binding transcription factor activity
Source: RefSeq, a predicted model, not a curated record
CUCUCUCUCUCUCUAAAUUCUUCAGAGCUAAGCAAUUGAAAAACAAAUGGAUAGCAAAAAAGCAGUGUUGAAGAGCAACUCAAUAUUUGGUGCAACAAAAAUGAAGAAAAGUGAAUCAGUACUGGCUUUGGAGGAGCUGUUUGCAUCUCAUGAAGAGAUUAACCAUCAAAACAAACCUCACAUUUUGGGAAGCUCUGAUCAACAUGCUUUUCUCCCCACAGACAAUGUGCAUUUUCCUUUCAAAAAUUCGGAGAUUCCACAAGAAUAUUCAAGCAUUACCUCCUUCACAGAUAAUUACCAAUUCUCAGCUUCUCCAAAUCUUAAUCCUAAUCCAACCACCGCCAUGGACUCGCCAUUAUCCAUAUGCGUUGACAGUCAACGAUCGGACGAAGAAGAAUACAUCGAACAAUACACCAACAAACCCUCCGACGACACCAAGCGCAUCAAAAGGAUGGUUUCAAACAGGGAGUCUGCUCGUAGAUCAAGGCGACGAAAGCAGGCGCAUUUGAGUGAUCUUGAAGAGCAAGUUGAGCAGUUGAGUGGUGAGAAUGCAUCGCUCUUCCAACAGAUGGGCGAUGCAUCUAACCAGUUCAAAGAAGCCGCUACUAAUAAUCGGCUCCUUAAAUCCGAUGUCGGAGCUCUCAGAGCCAAGGUGAAAUUAGCUGAGGAUCUGUUGGCACGUGGCUCUUUGACGUCGAGUUUGAGCCAUCUUCUUCACAACUAUCUCAACACACCACGGGAUGACUAUAUAUGAUCUCUAUCUGUGUGUGGCGCUUGUUGGUUUAUAUCUAUCUAUCUAUCUAUAUACUAAAUCCUAAUUAAGAUAUGUGUGUGUGUGUGUGUUUGUUGCAUGUAUUGUUAGAUUGCUAAUUUGUUGGUGACUGAGAUGUGUUAAUUUGUGUGAAUUCAUGAUGAUGUAUGCAUGUUAUGUUAAAAUCUCUUAAA